Molecule: messenger RNA, 1637 nt
Organism: Phalaenopsis equestris
Lineage: Eukaryota; Viridiplantae; Streptophyta; Magnoliopsida; Asparagales; Orchidaceae
Product: GATA transcription factor 6-like
Exons: 3
Coding region: 118-1311 (397 amino acids)
Biological process (GO): regulation of DNA-templated transcription
Molecular function (GO): sequence-specific DNA binding; zinc ion binding
Source: RefSeq, a predicted model, not a curated record
UUUUGGAAUAGAAGAGGGGUGGUGUUGUAAAAGAACAAAAAUGGCAAAAGGAAGAAACGGCGAAAGAAGGCAGAGAGCAGAGCAUUAGUUACGCCCACGGACUCUUUCAGCCAUUCAAUGCUCCACCAAACGCUCGGCUCGUUUCAACCCUUUUCUGCAUCGUUCUCCUACCUUUCAACUCUUCCGUCUGCUUCCUUUUACGGAGGCUCAUCAUCCUCGAGCAUUCCGUUGUACGCCGGCCGUCUGUUAUCUCCUUCGCCGCCGCACACGCGCGCAUCUCAGGUUGAGAUGAAGUUGAUGAAGGACAUGCUCUCAUCAGCACGUGAACAGGGGUUUCCAGCCGGCGAUAUCGAAGAAGUAGCCUGGCUAGGGGAGAGGGACAAUCUCCUUGGGGAGGACUUCCAGGUAGACGACCUCCUUGACCUCAGGGGACUUCCUGAGUCUGAGGAAGACGAGGAGGCUCCGAAAGUCACAGAAGCCCCAAACCAUAAACACAGCUUCUCUCCCCUGAAAACAUUUCCUUGUGCAGACAGCGAAAACAACGAGCGUCUUGAGCUCUACUCCGAAAUCACGCUCCACGAGACCGAUGCCGCCUCGUUGGAAUGGUUGUCAACUUUCUUCGACGAUUGCGCUAAGGAGUUCCCCUCUUCCCCACCUUCGCUUCCAGCCCAAAAUCACAUGUCCAAAUGUUACUCCACCGGGUCUCUACCAGCUCCAUCACUUUUCAGCACGGCCACUGCAGCCGGCAGCCUCUCAACUGAAUCUCUCGUCCCCAUCAAAGCAAAGCGAAGUAAACGCUUGCGAAAAAGCAGGGCUUUAUGGUCACUUUCCGGCUCUCUUAAACUCGCAGACUCUUCACCUUCAUCUUCCCUCACCACCUUCACCUCCUGUUCGCCAACCCCUUCCUCAUCCUCCUCUUCUUCAUCAUUCAACUCUUACUUCCAUGAUCUCUCUCCUUUCACCGGCUUCACCAUGGACGGAAGCUUAGCUCUUUCUAAAGCCCAGAAGCUGAAGAAACGAGGCCGAAAGCCAAAGAACCCAUUUUUCUCACCGGCGGAGAGACGUUGCACUCACUGCGGAGUUCACAAGACACCUCAGUGGCGUGCAGGGCCGCAGGGUGCAAAGACUCUCUGCAACGCGUGUGGUGUUCGGUACAAGUCUGGCCGGUUGCUGCCGGAGUACAGGCCAGCAUGCAGCCCUUCAUUUGUCAGCAAUAUACAUUCUAACAGUCACCGGAAAGUACUGGAAAUGCGGCGGAAGAAGGAUGAGCAGCUGGUUGUGAUCUCCGCGCCGCCGGUCAGCUCCUGCUGACCUGGACCGGCCGGGUCGAUGAGCCGGCUGUGUGUUUUGGUGCUCUAUAGAUGGGAAUAGUUUGAUAGACGGCAAGGGAUUGGUAAUUUAGGUAGGGUUGGUAUUUGCUUUUACUUAUUUUCUAGGUUUGGUCUCUUUUUCUGGCAUUUUUAGGUAUCAGGAUUUAGGUCGAUGUAAGCUGCCAGUUUUUUUUUUAAUUAUUUAUUAUUAGUUUUAGGGAGUAGACAGAUAUAAUAGAUUUAGUCUGACUGUUUUUUAUUCGGUAAAUUAUUUCAGCUGGGUCAUCGUUUGUAAUAUUUUCCAUCCAAGACAUAUAAAUCAUUGCA